UGGGUUUUAGUCUCACUGAAUUGUUAUUGACUACUCAUUUCUUCUUUGCUUUUGUAAUGUAAGCUAUGGAAAAAAGCUUGAUAUAGGCAAUCAUCAAUUUAUUGUGAAGCUUAUGUAUGUACAGUACGGCACAGUUCUUCGAUGCCAAAAAUAAGCCCCGCAUUGGAAGACACCAAUUAUAACAAUGAGUGCCAAACCCUUCUUCAUAGUCUUCAUUCCAUAUCAGGAAUCCGGCAAUAACGUCACUAUUAGAUUCCUCUGGAAAAAAAAAUAAUCAGAUUUACUGAAGGAAAAAACUUACCAUAGUUGUAACAAAAAAACACAAUGUUGCGAUCGGCCGGCAUGCCGUAGGCCCUCGUUUUAAAGACAAAAAAGUGUCUGUUUUAAUAAACCAAAUGUCAGGACAUCUUGAAAACGGAGAACUGUGUCCUACUGCUGUACUGAUAUCUGGUUAUAAUGGAUGUUUUCGAACUUCAGGAUUAUUCCUAUAUAAUCUUGCCAACUGCUGAACCGUAGUACAAUAUGACAUGUAUCCGCUAGUGGCAAAUUUGAGCUACAAAUAUAAGUUGUUUGUAUAAUUUGUAUAUGCUACUAAAUUAUAUAUUCAAAAAAUAUAAUUUAAGAUACCAAUUGUAUUAUGCUUGAAUAUGGAAUGGUUGAUUGAAAUACUUGAAAGUGGAAUACGUUUAAAAAAAAUGAUAUUCUAUGUCUUUGUUGUAUAAUUUUUGUCUUAGCAAUUUAAUUUUUUAAAUCAAUAUUAUCAACAAAUCAAGGUUGAGGCAGUUCGACAAAUAAUAGAAUAAUAAAUAAAUAUAUGAAUAUAUUACUAAACUACCGGUAUACUAAAAGUAUUGUUAUGAAUGUGGCUCAGUAUAUUGUUGUUAUAAUCUACAAUUAUUUAAAAUGUUAUAUUUGGUUCAUUGUUGACUCAUUUCACAAAGCAAUAUAGGAUUGAAGAUAAUUUCUACAUUUCAUCAUACCAGUCCUUCUACCUGUAAAGUAAAAAUACAUUUUCAUUCGCUGCCUUCCUACAUUUAUUGGGAAACUCAACUUUAUUAAAUUGAUGAUGGUAUUGUACAACUUGUUUACCAGAAAAGCAUGAAAUGUCAUGUUUGUAAAUGCUUUAACUAUAAGGCCACAAACCUCUAUAUUUUUCUUGGCAUGAGAGAUGGCGACAGGGUAUUCUUGCCUAGAUGAACAUGGGGGAACUGGAAAUAACUGUCUGUUUAUAUUUUGUUUAUUGUAAAUUCUGUGCUGAAAGCAUAUAACCAUUGAAUAAACCAAUCUUGCUUCUAUGAUACCAUUUUGAAGCUUUUGUUAACUUUUUUUAUUAAAUAAACUUUAUUAUACUUGUAUAUAUAUAUAUAUAACUGCAAUAGAACAUGGUUGUUGUUAGAUAACACAUUUAAUGUAAAUUAAAAAUGUCGAUGGCUGAACCCAUCACGGUCCUGCUGCCUCAACCUGCUCCAGAUGAUGAUUUUCACGGACCAGAAUUUUCCAGGUUUUAUGGCAAUGCAGAAAACAAAAAAAAAUGUAUCUUGUGCACUGCAUGUGGGCGAGAAUUAUUGCUCUCUAUGAGAAGCAAAAUAUUUAAACAUCCAGCAUUGGAAGUGAUUGUAUGCAAAAUAUGUUUUGAUUUCUACCAUGCUGGAAAAUUCACACAAGAUGAGGAUGGAAUGGAUGAACAUUGUAAAUGGUGUGGGGAAGGGGGAAAUUUAAUUAUGUGCGAUUUUUGUACUCAUUCAUUUUGUAAUUAUUGCAUCAAGCGAAAUUUUUCUAGUGAAGUUUUCACACAAAUCAGAGAUGCUCCUCAAUGGCAGUGCUUUGUGUGUGAUAAGUCACAAAUUUUAGACAAAAUUUUACAAUGUAAAGAUGUAAUGAAAAAAGUUGAUACGCCUGUGGAGCCACAAGUAAUGGUUACCGAAAAUAGCCAGGAAAGUAGAGACUUCAAUACUUUAGUAGAGAACAAUAAAUGCCUGGAUGAAAUAAUAGGACCAAUGGAAACUCACUUGUCUCCAUCUAAUGUUAAUAUGAACACGAAUCAAACAAAUGAGCAAAUGAAAAAAGUAGAUCCAAUAAAAAUUCGCAAAGAAAAAGAAAAUUAUAUAGUGCAUAGAUCAGCUUCCUGUUCCUGCGAUGAAAAAUCACCAGUCAAACAUGAAUCAAGGUCAUUGUCAGAUCCAGAAAGCAGUAGACAAAGUCCUUGUAAGCAUUCCUAUGUUAAAAUAGAAAACAUUGAUGAUAAACCAUUUUUUUCAAACCUUAAUGAUAUUUCCAAGCAAGAUGAACCCAUGGAUGAAGAAAAUAACAAUGGUGCCGAAUCAAUCAAUGAGCUAAAGAACAAUGGUACCGAUGAUAUAGAAGAGGGACUGAGUUCUGAACAACACAAUGAUCCUACAGUAACAAUACAUUCAUGUCCUACUACGCAACUUGAUUCAAAUAUUGAGGAUGAUAAUAGUACAUUGAAGAAAGAUCAAAAUUCAGCCAUAAAUGUUCCUUCGCCUUCAAGUCUUCCAAAACUUAGAAAAAAUGUUGGUAAAAGAACUAAACCAGUAAAAAAUGUAAUCCGUCAAAAUUCUAAUGAUGCAAAUAUUUCAGAAACUAGAAAUGAUGUUACAAAAAAUCCGUCGAAGCAGAGUACAUCGACAUUUAAAUCAAAAAUGGAAGAAGCGGAAGAAUGCCUGGCUCGCCUUGCUCGGAUCAUAAAAGAAAUUGCUGCCGAUGAAAUAUCAUCAAUUGGUCAUAAAGUGUCUCGCUCCAGCUCACUUUCGCAGUAUUCAAAGUUCAGAUCGACUAGUAAACUUCUGAAAAAAGUUAAGUCAGCUUCAUCAAAAUUGAUUCGAAUUGAGCACGACCUUAGAGCUCACAAAACUAAAUUGAGGAAAUAUCGUUCCAGUGAAGAUUCUGGGAAUUUAGAUAGCUCGUCUGAUGAUGAUAGCAUGAAUAAUGAAAUGAACAAACGAAAAGCACGCAAAAAAACAAUUGGAGUUGGUAGUGAAACCACUGAAAAUGACGAAACCCCUGAAAAAAUGGAAACAGAUAGAAGUGUGGAACAAGAAAUAUUUGAGGAAAAUUUGAAUGAAAGUUCUGGAAUUGACCCAAACGAAGAAAACAAUCAACCUUCAACCUUCAAUCAGCCUUCAACCUCCACAGAAACAUCUAUGUUAAUGAAAAACCCGAAAAUAGUUUUAACUAAACUAACAGAAAACGACAUAUUGAAAUUUCAUAAAAAGGUUGAUAACAAUGUAGACGACAGUACUACUGAUUUGGAUACUGACAGCUCUAAAAAUAUAAUGCGUCCUCGUGUUAAUUUCAAUACCCUGACUGCCACUUCAAUUGGAAGUGAUUCUGAAUCCAAUCCUCGGCCUCGUGUCAAUUUUUCACUCAAACAAAAAAUAGUCAAAAGUGGAAAAUUACGAAAUAUGCAAAUUUUAAGAGACAAAGAAUUAAAAGCGGAAAGAAAAAAAAAGAAGUUGCAAUUGACAGAUGAUGACAAUGACUCGGAUUCUGAUUAUCAAGUUGAAGAUGAAGAUUUUUUUUCCGAUUCUGAAUAUGAUGAAGAUAAAGUAGAUUUAAAAGGUGAUGAUGAUAAUGAAAUUGCAAUGCAUUUGCUACUUCAAAAAAUGCAAGAAGAAUACGAUUCACCAGAUUCAGAUGUUGAUAAGCUAUUGAAAGAGAAUGGUGACAUUGAUACUAAAGAUAGCAACUCGAGUGAGGUACAUGAGACUGGGUAUAAUGAAAAAAUAAACUCAAAGACUGAUGAAGUGAAAGAGAAAGUAAAAAAACAUAAUGGAUAUAAGCAUCCACUCUUGGCUAAAAAAUGGAAAGACGGGUCGGACGAAAAUGAUGAAAAUCCUAAAACUGGUAAUAAAGUUAAUUCUGAUGCCAGUAUGAAUACUACAGAUAAAAAGAGAAAAGCUUCGCAUGAGUCUGUUUCCUCCAGUAAAAAACCAAGAAGAAAGUUGGAAAUGGCUGAAAACUCUGACCCCAAUUUAACAACAGAUUCUGAGCCUGAUAUUUCUCGCAAAACAAGGUCAAAACAAAAUAGGAAAUGUAAAAGGCUGUUGUCUGACAGUGAUUCAAAUUCUCCAAAACCAAUCAUUAUUGACAGUGGAAAAAGUAGUGACAGUUUAUCUGAUAAAGAUGAUAGCACUGAUACUGAUGAAGAGAUAACAGAUAUAAAGAAAAAAUUCCAUAAACGUAGACGCCGUUUAAUAAAACAGUCAGAAUCGGACGGAGAUCCCAAAGUAGUUGAUGAAAACACGACGGGUAGUUCACAAAAAACUGGCAGAAAAAACAUAAGGAAAAUUCUCGAUGAUGAUGAAGUUAGUCAAUCGACACAACAAGCCUCACUGGAAGAAGCUCAGAGAAGAAAAAGGCUGAAAAAAGAUAGAGAAGGAAGCAAAGAGGAGGAAGAAGUAACUGUUAUCGAUGAAGAGAGUCAAAGUCCAGUUAAGAAAUUAGUCACGGUAAGCCUGACAUUAUCUAAACAACCCCACGUUGAAGUUCAUCGGCAAAUUGUUCACAAGUUAAAGCCACAUCAAGUACAAGGAAUACAAUUUUUAUGGGAUAAUAUAAUUGAAAAAGUAAAAGAUGCAAAUUCAAAGCGGGGGAGCGGGUGCAUUUUAGCACAUUGCAUGGGCCUCGGAAAAAGUCUUCAAACUGUUGCGUUUCUUCACACGGUGCUUAUGAGUAAACACUUGCCUAAUCUACGUACUGCAUUAGUCUUAUGUCCAUUCGGAACUGUGAAUAACUGGGUUGCAGAAUUUACAAAAUGGGUGCCAAAUUCAAACAAGGAUUAUGAAUGGAACGCGAAAUUAAAGAGAUGGAUUCGCUCAGUAGACUAUGAACACAAGUUUCAAAAACUUGUAGUAUCGGAUCUUCACUCUGUUAAAACAGAUCAAGAGAGAAUAGCAAAGCUUCAUCGCUGGAAAACAGAAGGUGGUAUUCUGGUUGUGGGAUAUGGUCUAUUCCGUACCCUCCUCAACGACAACAAACGUAAAACAAGUGAGGUUUUUGUUGAAAGCUUAUGCAAGCCUGGACCUGAUAUUCUAGUCUGUGAUGAAGGUCAUAUUCUGAAAAAUGCCAUGUCAAAGAUUGCCAAUAUGGUUCAACAAGUUCACACCAAGCGUAGAAUUGUACUUACUGGCACCCCACUGCAAAACAAUAUGGUUGAAUACCAUUGUAUGGUCAGUAUCGUAAAACCAAAAUUACUCGGGACUAUAAAAGAAUUCAAGAAUCGAUUCAUGAAUCCAAUAGAGAAUGGCCAACAUGUCGAUUCGACUGAAUCUGAUGUAAAAUUGAUGAAAAAGCGGGCUCAUGUAUUACAUGAACUUCUGGCGGGGUGCUUGCAAAGAAAAGACUACACAUGUCUUCGCGCACAUUUGGCACCAAAAUAUGAAUACGUUUUAAGUGUUCGUCUUUCAGAUUUACAGAUACGAAUGUAUAAACAUUAUCUUACUUUGCACUCAUCGAAUGAUGCUAAGCUAAGAAAAGGAGGCAUAUUUAAGGAUUACAACAGAUUGACGCUUUUAAUUUGUCACCCAAGAUGCCUUGUAAUGUCAACAGAUAAAAAAGAUAUCAAAGAUAAUCAAGAUGAUUUGCGGAAAUUCAUCAAUGAUGAGGAGGAAGGUGCGGAAAGCGAAGAAGAAGAUGAUUCAUCUGAUAAUUCAGUCAUUAUGGUUAGCGACGAUGAAAUUCCAUCAUCACAAGAAAUUAAGCCAAAAACACUUGAAGAUAUCCAUGCACUUUCUGGUGCCAAACUUCGAUUGUUUAUUGAAAGUAAAAGCGGAAAAAAACCCGAAACAAGAAACAGAAAAAAACUUGUAACCUUGGCAACGAAAUACCUUGAUAUCAAUUUCUGUAAAACAGCAGAAUUUGAGCAAUCGCUAAAAAUUAAAUCGAUUCAAGAGCUAAAAGCGAUGAUAGCUGAGCAUGGGGAAUCCAUCAAGGGUUGUACUGAGAAAUCUGAUCUUAUUAGCCUGUUAAAACGUGUAAUCUUAAAUGAAAAUCAAGACGAAGAAGAAUGGUAUGUCAAGUUCAUGCCGACUCAAGAAAAAUUAGCUCAUUCUAUUUCACACAGCGGUAAAAUUAUGCUAAUGUUACAGAUAUUACAACUUUCAACAGAAGUAGGUGAUAAAGUUGUCAUUUUCUCUCAGUCGCUUUUGUCUUUGGACUUAAUCGAAGAAGUUCUGAAGUCUGAAACUAGUGAUGUCUCUAAAGGACUCAAAUCUGACAGUGGACCGUAUUCAAAAUGGCUCAAAUAUAAGGAUUAUUAUAGAAUCGAUGGAUCAACACCAGCUAAUUUGAGAGAUAGUUGGAUAUCUAAAUUUAAUAACAAAAAUAACACGAGAGGACGAUUAUUUUUAAUUUCAACCAGAGCUGGUGGUAUUGGGAUUAAUUUAAUCGGUGCCAACAGAGCCAUUGUUUUUGAUGCUUCCUGGAAUCCUUCUCAUGAUAUACAAUCUAUCUUUCGCAUUUACCGUUUUGGUCAAACCAAGCCGUGUUAUGUCUAUAGAUUUAUAGCUCAGGGAACGAUGGAAGAAAAAAUCUAUGAGCGUCAAAUCAUGAAGCAAUCUCUUGCAUUUCGUGUGGUUGAUGAACAACAGAUUUUACGUCAUUUCUCCGCCGCUGAUGUCAAUGAAUUAUAUAAAUUUAAUCCAGCACCCAAACCUGAGAAAUCAAAUGACGAGAAAGACAAUGUACCUAAGUUUGCACCACCAAAAGAUGCACUUUUGGCAGCCAUAUUGAAAAAAUCAGAACUUGUUGUAACAUAUCACGACCAUGAUUCAUUGUUAGAUCAUCAGGUAUCAGAGGAACUCACAGAAGCAGAACGAAGGGCAGCGUGGGAAGAAUAUGACAAUGAACAACAGAAACCAGUGGACUCGUCAACAAAUCCUAUGUUUGAAUCUUUCAAAGUAUUCUCUCCUCACCAUCUCACACAUUUUUCGGAAAAUGCAAAUAAAGUGCUAUCUCUAAUAGAAAAGAAAAUGGUACAAUUAUCUAAAAAUUCUUUCGAAAGUAUAUUAGUUGAAAUACAGAUGAAGAAUCGCACUUUCAAGCCUGAAACUGUUUCCAAACAUGCGACGCAGAAAAAACUAGAUGAUCAUAUUCUACUUCGUCGUUUGACCGCUCUAAAAAAACUUGUCACGUCCUAUCAAUAUGAGUCAAAAAGAUGCCUCGCUCAAAAGAGAUCAAUAGCACCACCACCCAGACCCACUUCAUCCUCUCAACCUAGGUCAUUUCUUAACCCAGUUUCUUCAGCCAAUCCACAAAUCAACAUGAAUGGAUAUGUUCCUCGAGCUAAUGCGCCAAGAAGGUUUACACCUAAUACCAUUCCUGCAUCCACAUCAAGGCAAUCUACACCCACUACAAGCUUUUCAAGAUUUACACCUCCAUCUAUGAAUACUACUAAUAUGCCACGACAUACUAGAUAUACGGUACCGCCACCACGCCCAACUGUACCACCAAAAUGGAGAAUGCAAGGAAAUUCAACAUAUACUGUUCCAACUACAGCUCAAACAAGAUAUACUAAUCCGAAUAGACCUCGGUAUAGACCCAACUAUUCAAAUGCCCAACAGAACUAUAGACCCAGUUCGAAUGUAAGAAAUGCUCAAAAUUUCAAGCCAAGAUAUACAGUGCUCAAUCCCAGAAGAUAAAAAUAUAUUGCUAAUGUGAAUUCUUCAAAAAAAAACUAUGCUUUCUUUUAUUAUAUACCACCUUCAUAUAUACUAUCAACUCGUCAAGCAUCCUACCCAAGUUUUUUAGGAAGCCUAUACAUAACCGCUUGAAAAUAACAAGAUUGGUAUCUGAACUAGAAUCAAGGUUUUCGAAGCAGAAAAUAUUGAUGUUCUUUGUGACUUCCUUGUAUUAUUUCAUCAUUAUUCGUCUUUUUUUCAUUUUUAAACAAGUUUUCUCAAAGGAAAACCCAGAACCCUCGUCUACUAAUGAUUGAAGGGUUGUGGGCACGGCUGACGAACUGAAAGCUAUUUAUAUGCUUAUCUUCGCAACAGAUAUGCCAGUAGAUAUGGAGCUGAAAUAAUUCAAUAGGGGAACAACUGGCUGAGUGUAUAACUUUCUGAAAGGGAAAAUUUUUUGCAUGUUCGCAGUGGCGUAGCCAGGGGGGUGGUUUUGCGGGUCGAAACCCCCCUCCCCCCCUUUUGAUAUGUAAAA
This is a messenger RNA of Styela clava, 8172 nucleotides long. RefSeq lists its product as uncharacterized. Gene Ontology annotation, cellular component: nucleus. Gene Ontology annotation, molecular function: zinc ion binding; ATP binding; ATP hydrolysis activity. Lineage: Eukaryota; Metazoa; Chordata; Ascidiacea; Stolidobranchia; Styelidae. The record is from RefSeq and is a predicted model, not a curated record.